AUGGCGACGUCCAGACGUUUACAAAAUGCAGCACAAGUUCUGGAUGAAAUUAUGGCAAUGGAUGUGGAUGAAAUUGAUGAUGAAGAUGAUGAUAAUGACGAUGAUUAUAAUGAUAAUGGUAAUAGCACUGAUGAUACUGAACUUGAUGAUAUGUCAGCUGAUGAAAGUGAAGCAGUAAGCAGCGAAAACGAAACUGAAACUAAUAAUGGUAAUGAAAAUUCUUGGUGCAAAGUAUGUGAUGUUGAUUUUGUUGUAGACAGAUAUGACUUUAGCAUAGCUAAUACUGGAGUACAGAUACCUGCAGGCUCUAUUCCAAAAACUGUAGGUGGUAUGUUUCAGUUAUUCUUUACUGAUGACGUCAUGCAAAAUGUAGCAGAUGAAACGAAUAGAUACGCUCGAGCUGAAAUUCAUGCUAUGCGAGAUCAACUAAAACUGCGUUCAAUAUGGAAAAAAUGGCGUGAUGUCUCUCUGACUGAGAUGAAAUGCUAUAUUGGUGUGAUACUGAAAAUGGCUAUAACAAAUGCAGCUGAUGUGAAGGAUUAUUUUUCAACAACUUGGGACAACUACAUGCCAUUCUUCACCGACUUGUUUACUAGAGACCGCUUCUGUAUGAUACACUGGAUGCUUCACGUCCAACCACCAUCAAAUCCAGAUCCAGGUCAGCGUCAAACAAGAGGUGAAAAAGUAAAGAAUAUGGUAGCUCAUAUGAAAAGUAAGUGUGCAGAGCUCUAUAUACCCGAACAGAACAUUGCUGUGGAUGAGACUACAAUUAGUUUCAAGGGUCGCACUUCAUUCCUCAUGUAUAAUCCACAAAAGCCUACAAAAUGGGGUUUACGUGUGUAUUCAUUGGCUGACUCUAAAACUGGUUACUUUAGCCAAUUUGAACCCUAUUAUGGUUCAUGUACCAAAGAUAUCCUUCCGUACCCAGAUCUAUCGGUUCCUGCAAGAGUAGUGCUACAGUUGGUCAAAGGACUAAUUCAAGAUGAUCGAUCCUCUGGAUAUCAUGUUUACACCGACAGAUAUUAUACUAGUCCAGCACUGGGUGUCGAGUUGACAAAACUUGGAGUGUCAAUUACAGGAACAGUUCAGAAGAACAGAAAGCUUUUACCCAGCGAUAUAAAAAAGAAACUGAAAUUGAAGAAGAAUGAAUCAGUUGCUUGGAAAAAUAACAAACAGUUAGCCCUUGUGUGGCAAGAUAAACGACUGAUUUUCAUGUACAGCACAUUUCACAAUGCUGUUUCUGAAGAGAAAGAGAGACGAAAGCGAGGUGGUGAAGUUGAGAAGAUAAUAAAACCUUGCGUUAUUUCUGAUUAUACAGAACAUAUGGGAGCGGUCGAUAGAUUUGAUCAUUAUGCAGUAUCAUACAACUUCUCUAGAAAAACAGUCAAGUGGUGGCGCAAAACGUUUUACUGGUUGCUUGAGGUGGCAAUUGUAAAUAGCUACAUUCUCUGGUGUCAGUGUUACCCCCAAGAUAAACUGCGUCAUCUUGCAUAUCGCAGAAAACUCAUAAAUGAAUUAGUAAAAGAUCAUCGUGCAACGAAAGAGGUUGUUCGUCGAGGACGUCCUUCUGAAGAUUUUAACCUCCACAAAACACACUGCAUUUAUCUAGGAUUAUUUAUUUAA
Erpetoichthys calabaricus (reedfish) is the source of this 1623-nucleotide messenger RNA. Its product is annotated as piggyBac transposable element-derived protein 4-like. The coding region runs from base 1 to 1623 and encodes 540 amino acids. The record is from RefSeq and is a predicted model, not a curated record. Lineage: Eukaryota; Metazoa; Chordata; Cladistia; Polypteriformes; Polypteridae. The transcript has a single exon.